This is a messenger RNA of Astyanax mexicanus (Mexican tetra), 1761 nucleotides long. RefSeq lists its product as uncharacterized. The transcript has 5 exons. NCBI's taxonomy places the organism in Eukaryota, Metazoa, Chordata, Actinopteri, Characiformes, Acestrorhamphidae. The record is from RefSeq and is a predicted model, not a curated record. Gene Ontology annotation, molecular function: zinc ion binding. The coding region runs from base 87 to 1565 and encodes 492 amino acids.
CACUAUCACAACGGAAUAGGUUACCGGAUGUGCUCUUCAAAGCAGGGUAUGACGAGUUCCGGCUUUCACCAGCGGCUGGUGAAAACAUGGCAUCGGGAGAUCGCUUUACAAGUUCGCUUCUGACUCUGCCGAGGUUUGGUCAAGAGGACGUGGUCCGAUUAGUGAACGAACAUUCGCAGGUUAAAGGAUCCAAGCUGGACAAAGGCUACAAGCUGUUUUUCGAGCAGUUUAUUUUUAACUACAGAGUGUCAGAUUUAGUGAACGAUGAAGUGGUAGUGCAGGCAAGCUGUUACCGGUCGAUGCGAAAGAGAGAAGAGCCCCAUACACUACAGGUUGUCCUGCAUGCAGUUCAUCCUGUGGCAUUAAACGGCUUCUGCUGUUCGUGUGCUGCUGGAAAGGCUUUGUGUAACCAUGUUGUUGCACUGCUUUUUCAAACUGCACACUACAGCACAAUGGGAGUGAAGACGGUGGCACCACCUUUGCCAUGCACUAGUGUUCUUCAAACUUGGCAUAGACCAAGAACCCAGGGAAUUCGUCCAGAACCCAUUGAUGAAUUUGUGGUGCGAAAACCAAGGGCAUCAGGGCGAAGUUGUGUCAAAUCCACGCUCUACCGAGCCUACCCAGGACCUCUCCCUGAUCCUGCAGUGUUAUCUGCUGGAGACUGCCUAAGAGACCUCAGACCACAACCAGGAAUAUGUAAGAUCUUGUGUGGCCUUACCAACAUGACAUUAGUGGACUCAAAAUUUGGACUAGUCCCCCAUGGUUCAGUUCUUUCCUAUCAGUGUCCACCUGUGGUAACACGAGAAAUCAGUAAGCAUCCAGAAGCCCCCUUGUUUCCACAGCUUCCACUAAAUGGCUACAAGUUAGAAAAGCAGUUACAUUUUGUUCCCAAUAGUCAUCAAUUUUAUCAUUUGGAAAGUUUGGAGGUCACAACUGAACUAUCAAGUGUCAUUGAAAAAAACACAAGAGAGCAGUCAGAGAGUCCAUUGUGGAAGCAAGUGCGUCAGCCACGACUGACCUCCAGUAGAUUUGGUGAAGUAUUUAAAGUACAGGGGGAGUCAUCUAGUCAGGCUUUAGCAGCCAGGAUCCUUAAGGGGGUGCGGCAAACACCUGCCAUGAAGAGGGGUAUUGACCUUGAGCCAGAGGUCUUGCAGCAAUACAGUGACCUGUGUAAUGUAAAUGUGUCCCCUUGUGGAUUUGUUAUACACCCUGAUACACCUUACCUUGGUGCCAGCCCCGAUGCCAAGGUGUAUGAUCCUACAGCAGAUCCUCCAUUUGGGCUUGCUGAAGUAAAAUGCCCAAAUGUUGAGAACAUAACAGAUGCUACGCACAUUAAGUUCAUUAGUGGUCAAGCCAAAUUAAAAAGGACCCACAAGUAUUUCUUGCAGGUCCAAGGCCAGAUGGCCAUAACUGGCUUAGCUUGGUGUGAUUUUAUCACAUCUACCAAAAGUGACCUUACUGUUGAGAGAGUUUGGCGAGAUGAUUCCCUACUUGCAGAAAUGAAGGAAAAGCUUGACCUCUUCUAUUUAAACACCUAUAUGAAUUCCUACUUGAAUAUGAACUAAAUGGCUGGUAAAUCUACAGUUGUAAAACUUAUUCACAGCAUGUAGUGUAAUAUACAAAUAUCUGUUAACUUUAGGGACCUUUUUCUUGUAAUGUAUCUUAAUGUGUUUAAUGUGUGUAAUUGUAUUUUUAUGUAAAUUGUAUUGCUCUUUUCAUAACUUAGGAAUACCCUGUUUUACAUAAUGAAAGCAAACAAAU